Messenger RNA from Necator americanus (New World hookworm), 321 nucleotides. RefSeq lists its product as uncharacterized. The record is from RefSeq and is a predicted model, not a curated record. The transcript has 4 exons. NCBI's taxonomy places the organism in Eukaryota, Metazoa, Nematoda, Chromadorea, Rhabditida, Ancylostomatidae. Bases 1 to 321 code for a protein of 106 amino acids.
AUGCCCGGAGCACCUGUUACAGCCGACAAUUGCAACGCCUGGUGCCCGUCGGUGUACAGCGAUAACUGUAAUGGUAACCCGGUAACAAUAUGUGCCACCAGUGCUCAAGCGGCAGCCAUGGUAGCACCAUCGGGUACGGAAUGUCGGGAAACAUGGACGUGCCCGGCAGGAACUAUGCCAUAUUAUUACACAACCAUUAAUCCAUCACCAACUGGAUAUCCUGCUGGUGGAUACGCCCGGUGUUUUCCUCCUCCAAACAAUGGGUGGUAUCUUCCCGAUGGUAUCACUAUGAUCACUGGUUUAGCAUGUCAAUCACCGUGA